CCCUAUUGGCCCUCUCUCAUCUGAUCAAGGAAAUUCCUGAUCACGAGGACAGCUUGAUCUGGUAAAAUAACUGACACAAAACUGAUGAGGGACUGCUGGAUUUCCUUCUAAUGAGCAGAAGGCAGAUGGAUGAACCAAGGACGAGGAGGUGUCAAAGAAUUUUCAGCACACAGGAGAUCACACGUCAUCUUCACUGCAUUGACUGCUGUAUCUUGGCCUCGAGAGUGUGAGGGUAAACUGAAUACCCCACUGCUACCCCGAGAGAAAAACGAAUUGAUUCAAGAAGCAUCCACCCUGUCUUCCCUUCCAAAGACCCUUCUCUGCCCUGUCCCUAUGGUGCAGGUUGUCGAAGACGCUUGAUUGCGGUUAGAGCAGCAAGAAUCAACUGGAGAGAUUUUAAAUAUCCUGAUUCCCAGGCCACAGCCAGGCCAAUUAAAUUAGACUCUGAAGAAAUAUCAGCAUUAAAAAAAAAAAAAGAUUAAGUACCUCCAGUGUGCAGCCAAGUUUCAGAACCAGUGGGCUAAUCCGAGCAAGCGUGAGAAGGAAUUAGUGUGGCAUCUGACAAGGAGAUGAAGCUCUACCCACCCCCCCCAAGGACACUUAGGAGACAGUUGUUGCUGCAAAGAAACAGGGAAGAAAGAGAAAAGGAAGGAAGACAAAGUUGCAUGCUUCCUGUCGUUCUCCAAGUCUACUGGAGUCUCCCAGUGUGGGAGCCUAGGCUUGCACCUGCAGCUCAGGGUGGGGUGUGGUUGGUCCCCAAGGCCUAGGGGACUGGACUGGGCGGGGUGGGGUGACUGGAGGCAGCUACCCAGCGACACAUCAAUAGCUCCAGGCGUGGGCCGUGUGCUCCCCAGCGAAGGCGGCGCCUGCGGGGUGGAGAGCAAUUUGGGGGCGCAAAAGGAAGCUGGCUCGGGCGCAGGUGGCGCUCGCAGCCCCAGCCGACAGUUCAGCCAAUCGCGGGCGCAAGCGCAGCCUGGUGGCGGCGGCGGUAACGGAGCGCAGGGUUCUGGCAGGAGCCCGCGGAGGCAAAGGCGGCGCCAACAGAGAGCAGCGCGCAAGCUGGAGUGAGACCCGGCGGCGAGAGGAGGGAGUGAGAGCUCGGCGCCCGGGUGUUGCCUGGCAGAGCGAGGCGAACUUAGCAUGGGGAAGAAGUGGAGGGAUGCAGCGGAGGUGGAGCGGGGCUGCUCCGACCGCGACGACAGCGCGGAGAGCCGCAGGCGCAGCCGGAGCGCCAGCCGGGGCAGGUUUGCCGAGUCGUGGAAAAGGUUAAGUUCCAAGCAGGGAUCCACCAAGCGCUCGGGACUCCCAUCGCAGCAGACGCCGGCUCAGAAAUCCUGGAUAGAAAGAGCAUUUUAUAAGAGAGAAUGUGUUCACAUCAUACCCAGCACCAAAGACCCCCAUAGGUGUUGCUGUGGGCGUCUGAUCGGCCAGCAUGUGGGCCUCACUCCCAGUAUCUCCGUUCUUCAGAAUGAGAAAAAUGAAAGUCGCCUCUCCCGAAAUGACAUCCAGUCCGAGAAGUGGUCCAUCAGCAAGCACACUCAACUCAGUCCGACGGAUGCUUUUGGGACCAUUGAGUUCCAAGGUGGUGGCCAUUCCAACAAAGCCAUGUACGUGCGAGUGUCCUUCGAUACAAAGCCUGAUCUCCUUCUGCACCUGAUGACCAAGGAAUGGCAGCUGGAGCUUCCCAAGCUUCUCAUCUCUGUGCACGGGGGCCUGCAGAACUUUGAACUCCAGCCAAAACUCAAGCAAGUCUUUGGGAAGGGUCUCAUCAAAGCGGCCAUGACAACUGGAGCGUGGAUAUUCACGGGAGGGGUUAACACAGGUGUUAUUCGCCAUGUUGGAGAUGCCUUAAAGGACCAUGCGUCUAAGUCUCGAGGGAAGAUAUGUACCAUAGGCAUUGCCCCUUGGGGAAUUGUGGAAAACCAAGAGGACCUAAUUGGAAGAGAUGUCGUCCGGCCAUAUCAGACCAUGUCCAACCCCAUGAGCAAGCUCACUGUUCUCAACAGCAUGCAUUCCCACUUCAUUCUGGCCGACAAUGGGACCACCGGGAAAUAUGGAGCCGAAGUGAAGCUGAGGAGACAACUGGAAAAGCAUAUCUCUCUCCAGAAGAUAAACACAAGAUGCCUGCCGUUUUUCUCUCUUGACUCCCGCUUGUUUUAUUCAUUUUGGGGUAGUUGCCAAUUAGACCCAAUAGGAAUCGGUCAAGGCGUUCCGGUGGUGGCGCUCAUUGUGGAAGGAGGACCCAAUGUGAUCUCGAUUGUCUUGGAGUACCUUCGAGACACCCCUCCCGUGCCUGUUGUUGUCUGUGAUGGGAGUGGACGGGCAUCUGACAUCCUGGCAUUUGGGCAUAAAUAUUCAGAAGAAGGCGGACUUAUCAAUGAAUCUCUGCGGGACCAGCUGCUGGUGACCAUCCAGAAGACUUUCACGUACACGCGGACCCAAGCCCAGCAUCUGUUCAUCAUCCUCAUGGAGUGCAUGAAGAAGAAGGAACUGAUUACGGUAUUUCGGAUGGGAUCAGAAGGACACCAGGACAUUGAUUUAGCUAUCCUGACAGCUUUGCUCAAAGGAGCAAAUGCCUCGGCCCCAGACCAGCUGAGCUUAGCUCUAGCCUGGAACAGAGUGGACAUCGCUCGCAGCCAGAUCUUUAUUUAUGGGCAGCAGUGGCCGGUGGGGUCUUUGGAGCAAGCCAUGUUGGAUGCCCUAGUUCUGGACAGAGUGGAUUUUGUGAAAUUACUCAUAGAGAAUGGAGUAAGCAUGCACCGUUUUCUCACCAUCUCCAGACUAGAGGAAUUAUACAAUACGAGACAUGGGCCUUCAAACACAUUGUACCACUUGGUCAGGGAUGUCAAAAAGCGAGAAUAUCCAGGUUUCGGUUGGAUCUAUUUUAAGGGGAACCUGCCCCCAGACUACAGAAUCAGCCUGAUUGACAUCGGCCUGGUGAUCGAGUACCUGAUGGGCGGGGCUUAUCGCUGUAACUACACGCGCAAGCGCUUUCGGACACUCUAUCACAAUCUCUUUGGCCCCAAGAGGCCCAAAGCCUUGAAACUACUGGGAAUGGAGGAUGAUGUCCCCUUGAGGCGAGGAAGAAAGACCACCAAGAAGCGAGAAGAAGAGGUGGACAUUGACUUGGACGACCCUGAGAUCAACCACUUCCCUUUCCCUUUCCAUGAGCUGAUGGUGUGGGCUGUCCUGAUGAAGAGGCAGAAGAUGGCCCUAUUCUUCUGGCAGCAUGGCGAGGAGGCCAUGGCCAAGGCCCUGGUGGCCUGUAAGCUCUGCAAAGCCAUGGCUCACGAAGCUUCUGAGAAUGACAUGGUCGAUGACAUCUCCCAGGAACUGAACCACAACUCCAGGGACUUUGGCCAGCUGGCUGUGGAGCUCCUAGACCAGUCCUACAAGCAGGAUGAGCAGCUGGCCAUGAAGCUGCUGACGUAUGAGCUGAAGAACUGGAGCAACGCCACCUGCCUGCAGCUCGCCGUGGCCGCCAAGCACCGUGACUUCAUCGCGCACACGUGUAGCCAGAUGUUACUCACAGAUAUGUGGAUGGGCCGGCUCCGGAUGCGCAAGAACUCAGGCCUCAAGGUAAUUCUGGGAAUUCUACUUCCUCCUUCAAUUCUCAGCUUGGAGUUCAAGAACAAAGACGACAUGCCCUAUAUGUCUCAGGCCCAGGAAAUCCACCUUCAAGAGAAGGAGCCCGAAGAGCCAGAGAAGCCCACGAAGGAAAAAGAUGAAGAGGACAUGGAAUUGACAGCAAUGUUGGGACGAAACAAUGGGGAGUCUUCCAGAAAGAAGGAUGAAGAGGAAGUUCAGAGCAGACACCGGCUAAUCCCCCUGGGCAGAAAAAUCUAUGAAUUCUACAAUGCACCCAUCGUCAAGUUCUGGUUCUACACGCUGGCGUACGUCGGGUACCUGAUGCUGUUCAACUAUAUCGUGUUAGUGAAGAUGGAGCGCUGGCCUUCCACGCAGGAAUGGAUCGUCAUUUCCUACAUAUUCACCCUGGGAAUAGAAAAGAUGAGAGAGAUUUUGAUGUCAGAACCAGGGAAGUUGCUCCAGAAAGUGAAGGUGUGGCUGCAGGAGUACUGGAAUGUCACCGACCUAAUAGCCAUCCUUUUGUUCUCUGUCGGAAUGAUCCUUCGUCUCCAAGACCAGCCCUUCAGGAGUGAUGGGAGGGUCAUCUAUUGUGUGAACAUCAUUUAUUGGUACAUCCGUCUACUAGACAUCUUCGGCGUGAACAAGUAUUUGGGCCCAUAUGUAAUGAUGAUUGGAAAAAUGAUGAUAGACAUGAUGUACUUUGUCAUCAUUAUGCUGGUGGUACUGAUGAGCUUUGGGGUCGCCAGGCAAGCCAUUCUCUUUCCCAAUGAAGAGCCAUCAUGGAAAUUGGCCAAGAACAUCUUCUACAUGCCCUACUGGAUGAUUUAUGGGGAAGUGUUUGCGGACCAGAUAGACCGUAAGCAAGUUUAUGAUUCUCAUACACCAAAGUCAGCUCCCUGUGGACAGAAUGAGACCCGGGAGGAUGGCAAAAUAAUCCAGUUGCCUCCCUGCAAGACGGGAGCCUGGAUUGUGCCGGCCAUCAUGGCCUGCUACCUUUUAGUGGCUAACAUCCUGCUGGUCAACCUGCUCAUCGCUGUCUUUAACAAUACAUUCUUUGAGGUAAAAUCAAUAUCCAACCAAGUGUGGAAGUUUCAGAGGUAUCAGCUUAUCAUGACCUUCCAUGAAAGGCCGGUUCUGCCCCCACCGCUGAUCAUCUUUAGCCACAUGACCAUGAUAUUCCAGCAUCUGUGUUGCCGAUGGAGAAAACACGAGAGUGACCCAGAUGAGAGGGACUACGGCCUGAAACUGUUCAUAACUGAUGAUGAGCUCAAAAAAGUACACGAUUUCGAAGAGCAGUGCAUAGAGGAAUAUUUCAGAGAAAAGGAUGAUCGAUUCAAUUCCUCUAAUGAUGAGAGGAUACGGGUGACUUCAGAAAGGGUGGAGAACAUGUCCAUGCGGCUGGAGGAAGUCAACGAGAGAGAGCACUGCAUGAAGGCCUCGCUCCAGACUGUGGACAUCCGGCUGGCGCAGCUCGAGGACCUCAUUGGGCGCAUGGCCACAGCCCUGGAGCGCCUGACAGGUCUGGAGCGGGCUGAGUCCAACAAGAUCCGCUCCCGGACCUCCUCAGACUGCACGGACGCCGCCUACAUUGUGCGCCAGAGCAGCUUCAACAGCCAGGAGGGGAACACCUUCAAGCUCCAAGAGAGUCUAGACCCUGCAGGUGAGGAGACCAUGUCCCCAACUUCUCCAACCCUAAUGCCCCGUAUGAGAAGCCAUUCUUUCUAUUCUGUCAGUAUGAAAGACAAAGGUGGUAUAGAAAAGUUGGAAAGUCUUUUUAAAGAAAGGUCCCUGAGCCUACACCGGGCUACUAGUUCCCACUCUGUAGCAAAAGAAUCCAAAGCUCCCGCAGCCCCUGCAAACACCUUGGCCAUUGUUCCUGACUCCAGAAGACCAUCUUCGUGUAUAGACAUCUAUGUCUCUGCCAUGGAUGAACUCCACUGUGACAUAGACCCUCUGGACAAUUCCAUGAACAUCCUUGGGCUGGGUGAGCCCACCUUUUCGGCUCCAGCACCUUCCACAGCUCCUUCAAGUAGUGCCUAUGCAACUCUCGCACCCACAGACAGACCUCCAAGCCGGAGCAUUGAUUUUGAGGAUAUCACCUCCAUGGACACUAGAUCUUUUUCUUCAGACUAUACCCACCUCCCAGAAUGCCAAAACCCCUGGGACACUGACCCUCCCAUGUACCAGAGCAUCGAGCGUUCCAAAAGUAGCCGCUACCUAGCCACCACGCCCUUUCUUCUAGAAGAGGCCCCCAUCGUGAAAUCUCAUAGCUUCAUGUUUUCUCCUUCGAGGAGCUACUACGCCAACUUUGGGGUGCCCAUGAAAACAGCAGAAUACACAAGUAUUACAGACUGUAUUGACACAAGGUGUGUCAAUGCCCCUCAAGUGAUUGCUGACAGGGCCACCUUCCCUGGCAGUCUUGGAGGCAAAGUGGAGGAUUCAUCCUGCUGCCAUCCCGAACGAGAAGCAGAACUGAGUCACCCCAGCUCUGACAGUGAGGAGAAUGAGGCCAAAGGCCGGAGAGCCACCAUCACCGUACCCUCCCAGGAGGGUGAUAACUCAGACAGAACCCUGUCCAACAACAUCGCGGUUCCCAAGAUAGAGCGUGCCAACAGCUACUCGGCAGAGGAGCCAAGUGCGCCAUAUGCACACACCAGGAAGAGCUUCUCCAUCAGUGACAAACUCGACAGGCAGCGGAACACAGCAAGCCUGCGAAAUCCCUUCCAGAGGAGUAAGUCCUCCAAGCCGGAGGGGCGAGGGGACAGCCUGUCCAUGAGGAGACUGUCCAGAAUGUCCGCCUUCCACAGCUUUGAAAGCAAGCACAACUAAACCUUAAUAAGCAUUGCAGGAGGCUCAAGAAUCCAGCCCUAAACUUCUCCCCGAACGCCACCUGUUCCCCUUCCUUGAAACUGAUCUGCUUUAUUCUUAGCUGAGCAAAACAAGCAAUGCCUUGGGAGGUGUUAACUCAAAGGUGACUUCUGGGCCACCGAUCAAGAAAGCACUUGGUCUAGCCCAGUGCCAAACACGGGGGCUUUAAGUCGUGUUCACACUUGAUGGGUAGGGAGGGAAAAGAGGGAGAAGAAGGGUUGAGGUGAAUGUGUAUGUCUAGUGACUUCAGAAAGCCAUGAGCUCUGGGACCGAAGGGGCUUCAAGCAUUCUCCAUGCCAGGAGGCAUCUUUCCAUUUCUGACCAUUGUCAAGAGUUUUAGGAUACAGGGCUAAAUUGCGAAAUAAGAUAAAAAUAAAGUAGCCAGCAUACAAAUGAGAUAUUCUAAACUUCAAUUCUGUUUUCUUUUCACAUUGGCUCCAUCACUGGUGACUGAUGAAGAGCAUCCUUUUUAUUCAGUAUAAGCCGGCAGCAAGCAGUUCUACCUAACGUCCCACAUCCUUCUCAUGCCAACACUUCUGUAAUUGAUCAUUAUAAAGAAAAAACAAGGUAACAGUCAUAGUUCACCUGUCUCUUAUAUAUUCACUUCUGGUGCCACAACUGUUUAUCUUUUUGGAAGAAAAUAAAGGGAAAAGAAAUGCCUUUUUGUAUUGCAAUCAAAGUGAAAGAAGAAUUGAGGCUAAAAAAAAUUUGUCAAGUGGUUUAUGAUAUACAGUGGGCAUUCAAGUAUAGUCGAGCAAGCUCAGGAUGAAUGUAAUUAAAUAAUUUUAUAUUUUUUAAUUUAUUUUGUAUCUCACCUAUCAUCAAUGAAGUCACUCACUGAAUAUGUGAUAGUGAACUAAAAGAAAAAAAAAUAGUGGGCAGAACUCACCUAAAAUUGCCAUGUGCUAUACUGUUAUAUUCCCACCAUCCGUGUCAUGUGUCAUGCUGCUGUACGAUUGUCAUCAUUUGCAUGACUCCACCAUGUCUUCUGAACAUCUCCAAGAUAUACCUGGAAGUUCUUCACACCACUCAUCACAUGACCAUUUUGUAUAUGAAGAUCUGAUCACAUGUGGAUAUUUUCAUACCUAGAGUUUUGCCAUUUAAUCUGAGCUCAGCAUAAAUUUAAUUGGAGUUUUUCAAGGGCUGGUAUCUUUUUUAUGGAAAUGUCCCAAAGUACUUUUUAAGGAAGUUUCAAAUCAUAAAUAACCUUAGAAUUGACUGGGAAUUUGGUAUCAACCCAAAGCCAUCAUUUGCGGGCAUACCAUGAAUAUUUUUCUUAUAUACAGAGCUAUAAAAAUGAUAUAGUAGACUCAAGUAGAAAGCAAAUAAACCACGUAAAGACUUCUAUAGUAUAUGCUGCUUAUAUACGUAUAUAUGCAUUCACACAGAGACAUGUUUAUAUAUAGUAUAUAAACAGGCAUAUAGAGCUUUCUUAAGAGGCUUGGACUUUUCUAUUACCUUGAGAUAUAACCAGGAUUUUUUAAUAUCCAAGGAGUUCCAUUGAAAGAUUUCAUUCUGUUACGUUGGAUUUUGACAGAUGUUGAAAUUUUGUUUUGUUUUGUUUUUUAAAUCCCUAUGACCUUAACUCUUCCUUGUACCAAACUAAAGUUGCCAAAAUGACUGGCUACCUGCCCUCUGCUUCUUUUCUGUCCGGAAACACUUGCUGUGAUGACAUCUUAUUUAGUCUGGUUUCUCCUGCACAAAGUGGUUACACCAAGUACACUCUGAAUUAGACAUGCAUUUCUAAACUGGAUAGUAUUAUGGACUCUUUAGUACAGACGUACACUGCUAGGUCAGAACCUGGAUUGGAAGGGGGGAUAAAGAAAUACCCUCAGAUCUUCCAAUUCCUACUUGUGUCACUGAUUUUCAAAAGAAUAAAAUCUUUAAGGAAAAUGACCUAAUGUUCUUGCCCCCCAAAAUAAUAUGUGGUUCUCCUGUUGAGUUGUCAUUGUGAGCUCCAAAUUUUCUCAUUAUGUGAAAUCAAGUAAAUACAUGGGCAAAAGCUCUAGGCUUUAGGGUCUUUUUUUUUUUUUAACCCCUCUGAGCAAGCCUUUUGGAUAUAGAAAUAGAUAGUUAUGAGGCCACAUAUAAAGAAUUAAAGAUUUACUUUUCACUCUUUGGUAUCUGGGUGAAUCGGACACAAGCAACCAGAUUCCCUCGUGCGUAAUUGCUCUAGAAAUGCUUACAUUUUUAUUGAGCCCCAUAUUGGCUGUUUCCCUUUCAGCAAACAUGCGUUUAGUCUGAGAAUAAAUCAGUUGCCCUUAAACUUCCUUGAGUCCUGAAUCUCAGUGAGAAUCUGACGAAAGCUCUGGUCCCUCUCCCCAGAAAAAAAAUGUACAUACAUGGAGAGUUGCAAUAUAACUUGAAAGGGUCCAUGUACCCCUGGUUCCAUGUUGCUUGAUAACGAGGAAGAAGAACCAUGUUUGUUCAUAAUCAAUACAGUUGUAAUAGGCACUUUACAUUUGAGACCAUUUCUCUGUGAUUCUCAGGAAGGCCAAGUCUUAGCACCAGAGUUGGAACCAAGAUUUUAUUCCUUUGGUCCCUUAAAUUCUAUUUUGCUAGUUUGAUGUACUGGUAGCCUAACAUUUGAUGAUUUAAAAAGCCAGAAGGCUCUCUGAGUGAGUCCGUGGAGGAAUCCAAGAAGGAGGUGAAACCAUUAUUCUUUGGCCACAGAGCAGGACAUCUCGGCACCUCUAGGGCCCCAUUCUAGACCAGAUGGAAAGUGAGGGAAAGAAAUUAUGUGCACAAGUGUUUCCAUUCAUCAUGAUUUCUGGAGAGAACAGAAGAGGACCGCAGAAACACAGUACUUACCAGUCCUGACCUUGUGACUGCCUAGUUCUUUUGUUGUACAGGAAAACGAAGCUCUUACAGCUUUCGUGAAGUGUGCAAAAUACAUACGCCAAAUUUAAAUGACUUUAAACGUAAGCUGUUCAAUUCUCAUGAGCCAUUUCUUUCCUGUGCACAUACAUGUGCAUUCUGCUUCAACCCAUUUCUUCCCAUUUCUGGGUUCUCUGCUCUCCGAUAUGACAUGGAUUCUGUGGCCUUGUACAGUCAGCUUGUGUUCAGCUCGUUUAUUCCAUCCCAUCCCUGAUCAAGGGGACGUUAAUUACCUGUCUCUGUGAAUUAAGCAGCUCGUGAGCAGCACAUUAUUGAGGAACGUAAAUAAAGUCAUAGAGACCUCACAGAAGUAAUAGCUUUGGUUUCAUCAUCUGCUUCUGAGGUGCCAAUUUUUACAUGCUACCAUACAUAAUGAUUUGUUCUAAGUCGCUUGUUCCUUUUGAAAAAAAAAAUUAAGAGUGUUUUAUGAAAAUGGCCAUGGAAAUUCCCUGAUUGACCCACAUACUUAUGGUUAGAAACUUCCUCCUUGAUGGAUUUGAAUGAGGAGCUGGAAAACUUGGGCACAAUUGUCAUGGCUAGUUCGUAAAUUUCUCUAAGCCAGAAGGCAUAUUAGCAGGCAGAAUACAGCACUUUACCAGAACUGGCUUUCCUUUUAAGUCUAAGCUUCCAGGUGUAGGAUAUAUAUUUAGCACUUUGAAAGUUCCCCUUUAAUAAAAAAA
Messenger RNA from Ailuropoda melanoleuca (giant panda), 10013 nucleotides. It is a transcript of the gene TRPM3, whose product is annotated as transient receptor potential cation channel subfamily M member 3. The coding region runs from base 1141 to 6417 and encodes 1758 amino acids. Gene Ontology annotation, biological process: monoatomic cation transmembrane transport; metal ion transport; protein tetramerization. The transcript is spliced from 27 exons. Gene Ontology annotation, cellular component: plasma membrane. Gene Ontology annotation, molecular function: monoatomic cation channel activity. Lineage: Eukaryota; Metazoa; Chordata; Mammalia; Carnivora; Ursidae. The record is from RefSeq and is a predicted model, not a curated record.